Molecule: messenger RNA, 1077 nt
Organism: Phascolarctos cinereus (koala)
Lineage: Eukaryota; Metazoa; Chordata; Mammalia; Diprotodontia; Phascolarctidae
Gene: FSAF1
Product: 40S small subunit processome assembly factor 1
Source: RefSeq, a predicted model, not a curated record
GGUUUGGGUCGCAACUCGGAAAGGUUCUUCGGCGCCCUUUCCCUUUUUCUCCCCUCGCCGCAGACCCAGUAAUGGCCAAGGAGAAGAAGCCGAGACCGGAUGACUCUUGCAGUCCUGAGAGUCUUCUGGAUACACUGCUGCACAACCUGUACGACUUCGGAACAUAUUGUUGGAUCCUGGUGUCCAAUCCAUUCUUCUGUCCUCUUCCAUUUUUGGAGCACAGGAGAGACCCUAGAUAAAAAGACAUUGAAAAGAAGCAAAAACAAAAAGAACAAGAGAGAUUCAGUAACUGCAGAAGUCACAACAGCGGACACAGCUUUGCAGCCAGAGUCUCUUUCCAGAGGGCAAAAGAAAAGUGCUUCUAACUUCUUCAGAAAGCUUAAGGAAGAGCUUCUUUGUGACUCUCUAGAGAGUUCCACUGGUCCCACUCAGACAGAAGUCUCUACCACAAUUUCCCCUGUACCAUUGCUAACAAAGGGAAAAAGAGAACCAGUGGAAGUGGUUGAAUUUCACAGCUGGAAUAAAAAGAAGAAAACUGAACUAGAACCACCCAAGGAUGAGGAUACGAAGGAACCUCAUCAUCCUGCAGCAGCACAACAGCCUUGGUACCUGCCCCUCACCAGAAACCUCUGCCUCUGCAGUUGGGAGCAGAAGGGCAGAGCUCCUCCCAGAACCUCCAUGAAGGAGAGCACUCGUGCCAGCCAUCUUGCCUCUUCCUUACCUGUCUGGCUGCCCUCCUCUGAAUUUCUCGUCCUGCCUUCACUGCAGACAAAAAUCAGUGCCCUUGAGAAGGACGUGGGUAUGCAGGAGUUUAAUUUGGAAAAGGCCCGUUUGGAAGUGCAUCGGUUUGGGAUCACUGGUUAUGGGAAAAGGAAAGAACGGAUUCUGGAACAAGAGAGAGCCAUCAUGCUGGGUGCUAAGCCUCCAAAAAAUAAUUACGUGAAUUACAAGGUUUUGCAAGAGCAGAUUAAAGAAAAAAAGGCAGCAAAGGAAGAAGAAAAAAGAAUGGCCCAGGUCACAGACACUCUCAGAAAAAAAGAAAAGAAAAAGUUCAGAGGAUAAAUCGGUGAGUGAUAA